Molecule: messenger RNA, 1109 nt
Organism: Teleopsis dalmanni
Lineage: Eukaryota; Metazoa; Arthropoda; Insecta; Diptera; Diopsidae
Gene: Rpn8
Product: 26S proteasome non-ATPase regulatory subunit 7
Exons: 2
Coding region: 106-1107 (333 amino acids)
Biological process (GO): proteasome-mediated ubiquitin-dependent protein catabolic process
Cellular component (GO): proteasome regulatory particle; proteasome complex
Molecular function (GO): metallopeptidase activity; protein binding
Source: RefSeq, a predicted model, not a curated record
AUUCCACAAAAAAAGCCCUGCUUUGUAUUAGCGGCGCAAAGUUAGUAAUAUUGAGUGUUCAUUGGAUUUAUUUAUUUUCUUACGAUAAUUUUUAAAUAUUAUUAAAUGCCAGUCAUGGAUGUUAACAUCAAUAAAGUUAUUGUGCACCCUUUGGUGUUGCUUUCUGUUGUGGAUCAUUUCAACAGAAUGGGCAAAAUUGGUAGCCACAAACGUGUAUGUGGAAUUUUAUUGGGAAGCUGGCGUUCGAAAGGUGUUCUAGAUAUAUCUAACAGCUUUGCGGUUCCAUUUGAUGAGGAUGAAAGAGAUAAGUCAGUUUGGUUUUUGGAUCAUGAUUAUUUGGAAAAUAUGUAUGGAAUGUUUAAAAAAGUGAAUGCGCGAGAACGUGUUGUAGGUUGGUAUCACACAGGCCCAAAAUUGCAUCAAAAUGAUAUUGAAAUAAAUGAGUUGGUGCGACGAUACUGUCCCAAUUCUGUGCUAGUCAUUAUUGAUGCUAAACCGAAAGAUCUUGGCCUACCAACCGAAGCAUAUAUUGCUGUUGAAGAAGUGCACGAGGACGGUUCACCCACUAGUAAAACUUUUGAACAUGUUCCAAGUGAAAUAGGUGCCGAAGAAGCUGAAGAAGUCGGUGUUGAGCAUUUGUUACGUGAUAUCAAGGACACAACAGUCGGCAGCUUGUCACAAAAAAUUACCAACCAAUUAAUGGGUCUUAAAGGCUUAAAUGCCCAACUAAAAGAUAUUAAAAAUUACUUAGAGCGUGUUGGCGAUGGCAAAAUACCAAUAAACCAUCAAAUAGUCUAUCAAAUGCAAGAUAUUUUCAACCUCUUGCCAGAUAUAACAAGUGAUCAUUUCACAGAGACCAUGUAUGUUAAAACUAAUGAUCAAAUGCUGGUUGUUUAUCUUGCAUCUAUGGUUCGUUCAAUUAUUGCCUUACAUAAUUUAAUCAACAACAAGCUUACAAAUCGUGAUGCCGAGGAGGGAAAGAAGAAUGAUGCUGCAGAUAAGGAUGCUAAGAAUAAGGAUAACAAGGAAACAAAAGAAAAAGAAAAAAAAGUUGAUGAGAAAUCUGAUAAGGGCAAGGAUGAAGGCAGUAAAAGUAGUAAGAAAUAAAA